ACUAAUUCAAUUGAUUGAAUGUUUUGUAGGAGAUUAAUAAAUGGCCGAGACCACUGAGAAACGGUUCAAUUGCAAGUACCCGGACUGCCUGUACAGCGAAGGUUCGCGAUCGUAUUUUCAGAAAUAUCGGUAUUUAAAACAGCAUUAUGAUAAAGUACAUAAUAAGAAAAUAUAUGAAUGCCAAAAAUGCUUCAAAAAAUUCAGCACAACCACUCUUCAGAAAAGCCAUAUGAGUUAUUGUGGCAGGGAAUUCAAAUGCUCUUGUGGUGUUGUGUACAAGAGUAAUGAAGCACUUUUGACUCAUGCAAAGAGGAAAAGUCAUCCCUUAGGUCCUACACCAAGAGCAAUAGGAACAAAUUCUACAAAUAAUGGAAAUCAGAUUCAGUCCCUCACCACUGCACCUUCAGUAUCAAUCAAUUUUUCUGCUGGGUCACAAGUGAUUAUUUUGCAUUCAAACAGCCAAAUUUCAAAGGAUUUCUUCAAAUCUCAAAGCUUGUCUGAAAAAGGAACACAGGCUUGUUCAAUGCAUUUAAUGGAUGCAGCUGUUUUCAGCAGGUUAUCAGCUGCUGUUGCUUUAAGUGAACUAGCUUUAACUGCUCCUGCAAGUCAACUGUUUGAAAAAAGGGAAGUUUCAACUCAAACAGACAACAACAUAUAUGAUGUGUGGUUGAAUUCAUCAGUUCAGGAGGAAACAAACAGUAUGGAAUCAAAGAUUCAAGACUUUGGUACGCAAACCGAGGAAGUUGAUUUUAACGUGGUCUUGAAUCCUGAAUCGCCACAGAACCCUUGCAGCCCAUGGUUAGGUCUUAUAGGUGCCGAAACUCAAACAGUUGAUGAAGACGCAGUUUUGCGACCUUUCAAUCUAUGCAAUAUACAAACCCAAACCCCGUGGAAUGAAAUGAGUGACGAUGACACAACUGAGUUGGCACAUACGGAAACGCAAACUCUCUUGUCCUCAUUUUUCAUCGACGAUAGUAACGUUCCUGAAUGCCACGGUGAGCGAAGAAUAGGCUCGUUCUUCGUGAAACAAAACUCUGAAGAUGCCGGAACCGACCCAAUGGAAAUCUUUGAUUGAAAAAUGAAUCAAAACUUAUGAUAUGUAAAUACCUAAUCAAGUUUCUGUCUCGAAUAAAGUGGAAUGGAAGAUA
Messenger RNA from Daphnia pulex (common water flea), 1148 nucleotides. RefSeq lists its product as uncharacterized. The coding region runs from base 41 to 1075 and encodes 344 amino acids. The record is from RefSeq and is a predicted model, not a curated record. The transcript has 4 exons. Gene Ontology annotation, biological process: regulation of transcription by RNA polymerase II. Lineage: Eukaryota; Metazoa; Arthropoda; Branchiopoda; Diplostraca; Daphniidae. Gene Ontology annotation, molecular function: DNA-binding transcription factor activity, RNA polymerase II-specific; transcription cis-regulatory region binding. Gene Ontology annotation, cellular component: nucleus.